CGGAGAGAGGGAGAGAGAAAGAGAAAGCGCAAGGCGAUGGAGGAGGAUGAUGCGACGAGGUCGAGGUCCGUAGCUUUUCGUUGCAGGUCUGGAAUUCUUUCUCGUGUCGAGCAGAUUGCAAUGUCGAGCUUUUCGUUGAUUUCCACGAGCUCGGAGGCUUACCUUCCAAAUUACCCUACGAGGCGCAAUCAUCACAGGCCUAGGACCGAGAGACAAAUACUGAAUUGCUUUUCGAACUGUCAUGUCAUCCCCAUCCAAAGCCCUCUGAGAGAUCCAGUGCCAGCGGCAGCAGCCGAGGAAGGCAGGGGCAGGUGUUUGUCUCGUCAUGAGUACCACCGGGCUCUGAAGCAAAAGCAAAAUUCAACAGAGCGAAGUCGUUGUGAGAUGAGCAUGCGAGGCCAUUGGCUACAUGAACUUUGCCUUGGCGAUCAAGCAAGGUCACACACUCGCCUCGUCGUGGGCUCCACCUACAAUCUGAGCCCAUGCAUCCAUGCAUCCAAACCGAACUGUAAACAUGGAGCUGCACGUUCGCAGCGGCAUUCACAAUUUCAUGCAGCCCCAUAGGGCCAGAGGGUGCAAGGGUAGAUGCUCGUACGAUUCACAGCUAAAGGCUUGUGUGCAUUCAUCAAUCAACCGGAAGUAGACUGCCACCAUGCUCGACUCGUGAUAAACGACAGUAUCAUGGAAAAACAGAACGAUUGCAGAGCUCGGCUUGCA
Molecule: messenger RNA, 717 nt
Organism: Marchantia polymorpha subsp. ruderalis
Lineage: Eukaryota; Viridiplantae; Streptophyta; Marchantiopsida; Marchantiales; Marchantiaceae
Source: the annotation of a GenBank genome assembly